AUAAAACCUGCGCUGGUGAGAGGCAGAGGAUAGAAUACAGGUGUUCAGUGCCGAGAUUACACGGGGUACCGCCCAGGUCACCAGACAACACCAAAGGGAUCCGAACUAUCGCCAACAACAUGCUGCUACUAGAAAAAGCCUCCAUGGUCGCAGUUUUGGUGCUGUGUGUCCUGAGUCUUCGCGCGGACGGUGCGAAGAAAAGAGGAUGCGGGGAGAGGAAAAUUAAAAAGAGCUACCUUAAUCUCGCCAAAAUGCGGGACAGAUUCGAGAGCGUUUUGGGGACAGUGACGAGUGCGUCCGAAAAGGCUGACGAACACGUGUCCAUGGCGGACCGGAAGGAUAGUUUGCUGUUGAAAGUGGGAGAUCUACUCUUUGAAGACGGACGGGGCUUCUCAGGGCUGAGACUUACCGGACUGAAGUUGACAGACUUGGGAUUGGACGACAUACAGAAGUUUGAGAUCUAUAUGGCAGAGCUGGAGCUUCUCCUUGAUGAGCUGGAGAAGGUGGAGGAAACGGUGAAGGAGGAUUUCCCAACUCUCAAUGCGGAUCUGAACGCAGUCUACAAACGCGCAUUUGAAUCGAUGAGAAAAGUUAAGGCAUGUGCACCGACCGGGAAUGCGAACGUGGAGGAACUGAUCAAGCAGUACAAAACUCAGAUCCAGUCUGUAUCACCGACGGUUCCAACGAGGACUCGGCGACAUACACACAAGGACUCUGCUAGCUCCUCUAUCUUACUGCGGAAGAUCAGGAGCCUUGUUGGACGCAAACCGCGGCAGACGCCGGAUGAGAGAAUCCUCCAACACAGUCAGUGGGUUCUGAAAGAUCUAGAGAGCCUUCUACAGCACGACGUCAUCGCAACGCUGGACAGCAUCAAGAGCAAAUACAGCAAGAGGAGAAACAAGCAAGCAAGAAAAAAUCUGUCAAGUUAAACCAGCUGCCUCACGAUGUGCGGCAGUUCUUAAACGUGUAGUAGGGAGAGGUUGAAUAUUGUGACGUGUUGGAAGCGUUUACUCUCCUAUAUUAGUUAGGGUAAACUUCUGACGACGUUCUCUACCUUAUCCCUCGCGUGUACACGCCAAAUGUUAGUUGAUCUUCAUUGAAGGUUUAUGUACAGGUUAUACCUGUAAAAAUGUAAAAGUUGUGGGCAUUUUUAGUGUGUCUCAUCCAAGUUCCAAAAGUUGAGAUUUUAUAAUAGAUGUAUCGAAGCGACGUGUAGAUCACUUUGAUUAAAGUAAUAGCUAGUUAAAACAACUUUAAAUGUAUUUAUUUUUUUACUGAUAUGUCGCACAUUGCCAAAUAGUACGUGCAAUUCUAGUUAAGUAUUGUUUGAUAGAUUGAAUAUUUAUUAUAACUUAUUGUACAUAGGCAUAGGCUAUAUUUGAAAAUAGAUGCAAAAUGUAUUUGACUUUAAUAUAUUAGGUAUAUUUCAUAAGUAGCUAUUUAUUGGUAUUUAUUGCGAUUGGCAGCCUGUUGGUCUUGGCCAUUGGAUACUGUCUCUAUCUGCUACAGAAGGAUCUGCUUGGAGAUUAUACAGCUUGCCAUACAAUGUAAUUGCUGCAGGCAGUGUAUUUUUUCCCCUGGCCACUGAACAAAUGUUAUGUUGAGUUUACCAAAAUGAAGUGUAGUGCACAUUGCACCUCUUAUAGCAAUUUGUUGUAAGGUAAAGUUUUAAAAGUGAUUGAAAGUGAUUUAAGUUUAUGGUACUGAUGUUUAUACAUUUUGCCUUGCCAUUAUUCAAGGGUAUUGAAUAGAAUUGUAUACUACUGUGGUAAUAUUGUUAUGAUGCCAGUAGGGUACAAAUGAGGCAAAAUCUUCUUACUCUAGAUAUUACAAUUAUUAUUGAUGUUGUUGUUGUCACUAAUUAAAUUAUUUCAUUGUACAGAAAGAUCUAUGAAGUGAAAACCUUGUUUGAAGAAUCAGAUCAAUCACCAAUAAAAUGGUUUAUUUCAAAA
Molecule: messenger RNA, 1952 nt
Organism: Branchiostoma belcheri (Belcher's lancelet)
Lineage: Eukaryota; Metazoa; Chordata; Leptocardii; Amphioxiformes; Branchiostomatidae
Exons: 6
Coding region: 120-929 (269 amino acids)
Source: RefSeq, a predicted model, not a curated record